GUUCAGUUUACAGAAUACUUAGUACUGUUAACUUCUUUGCGACCAAAGUUCGCGGCUGUUGUGUUUGGCGAAAAUGGGAGAGGCUCAAGGAAGCAAGCAGCAAGGGCUUGGAAUGCAGCUCUUGGUAACAUAUUCGUACAUGUUCAUAUGGAUCUUUCUAUCGGCUGCCGUGAUCAUGGUCAACAAGUAUGUGCUGUCGAUGAGCGGCUUUCCUUACCCGGUUGCCCUUACCUGCACGCACAUGGGCUUCUGCUCUAUACUAGCAUUCGUGCUGGUGAAGGGAGGGUUCGUAGAAGCAGUCAACAUCACCGCUGACACUUACCUGAGCUGUAUCCUGCCCAUCGGCCUGCUGUUCGCGGGCACUCUGUGGCUGGGCAACGCCGCCUACCUAUACCUGUCCGUGUCCUUCAUCCAGAUGCUCAAGGCGUCCAUGCCCAUGGUCGUGUUCGUUGUGGGCGUGGGCUUCGCGACGGAGAAGUUCACCACGCGGGUGGCCCUCAACAUGGUGGUGGUGGGCACCGGAAUCGCCAUUGCGUCAUAUGGCGAGAUCCACUUCGUCGUGGUCGGCGUGCUGCUGCAGGUUGGCAGCAUUGCCACGGAGAGCGUGCGCCUGACGCUCGUGCAGAUCCUGCUGCAAAAGCGCGGCAUUAAGAUGAACCCCGUGUCCACGCUAUACCACAUCGCGCCCUGCUGCUUCGUGUUCCUGUUCCUGCCCUUCAUCUACAUUGAGCUGCCCAAGAUGGUGAACGACCCCAACCUCAACGUCAACAUUCCGCUGCUGCUGCUCAGCGCGGCGUGCGCCUUCGCCCUCAACAUGUCCGUGUUCCUGCUCAUUGGCAAGACCUCGGCGCUGACCAUGAACGUGGCUGGUGUCAUCAAGGACUGGCUGCUCAUUCUGCUCUCGGUCGUGCUCUACGGGUCGCCAGUGACUCGCACGCAGCUGUUCGGGUACGGCCUGGCGUUCCUGGGCGUCAUGUACUACAACUACGCCAAGGUGGAGCAGAUGAAGGCCAGCGCGGCGGCGGCGGCGAAGGCGCCGGAGAAGCAGCCACUGGUGGAGUCUGGGGACCAGGGUAAAUCGGACAACGCGUAAGCGAUGCCCUGUACAUCAGGCAGAUACCUAUUGUGUCUAGGGAAGCAGCGGUGACAGUCGCGGCAGCGCGGUGGCAGGCGAGGGUAAGGAUAGUGUGAUAGACAACCGUCAUCAGGCCAACGGCGGCAUAACGGCUGUCUCAUGUGUGGCUCCAUGCUGGCGAGCCUGGGACCUAGGCAGCUUGGAAGCCCGGGCAAGGGGUCAAGCGGUGUUACUGACACGGGCUCACAUUUUUCUUGUUGGUUGGGCACCGCGUCAUUGCCCGCCAUGGACCGUUAGGAAUGAUAUCCCUAUUAGAUAGGCGUGGUGAGCUUCAAUUUCAUGGAUGCUUGCGACCGGGCCGUAGUGAGUGAGAUAGCGGUGUACGGAGUAAUGUGCACUCGGGGAAUAGGAGAAUGGUCUUUGCCGUUUCAAGGUUGUGGAUGGGUGUCCUGCUGGUGCCUUGGGUGGAAUGUGUAAAGCGAGGAAAGGGCCAGAUCUGCUAUAUGGUCUUGAUGCACACGGGUUGCAACCAGCAUGCAUGUGCACGUACAUGCCAGAAGGAGCUUGGACCUGGAGGGCUAGGUGGUGGACAUCCUAGCGUGGUGGACUGGUGGUGGUGCCCAACUCGUGGCUUGCUUGUAGGUGGCAAGCGAGGUGCGCCUGACAGCCCUGACUCUGAUAUUCAUCCUCUAAACACGCCAUGAGCGUGCCUCAUGAGACUCGCUAAAAGUCCGUGGCAUCGCAUGCGUGCACGCAAGGAGGCGUGAAGCACCAGCUUGGUAGCUAGCUUGAACAGCUUGGCGCCAGGAUUGCCGACCCGGCUUACGGUGGCACGGGCUUACAGGUGGGGGGGGGGCAUUCAACACGGUGCAUCCCACCAUUCAGCCACGCCCCCAAGGCCUCAACUGGGCCUUUCACCCA
Chlamydomonas reinhardtii is the source of this 1996-nucleotide messenger RNA. RefSeq lists its product as uncharacterized. The transcript has 9 exons. Lineage: Eukaryota; Viridiplantae; Chlorophyta; Chlorophyceae; Chlamydomonadales; Chlamydomonadaceae. Gene Ontology annotation, molecular function: antiporter activity. The record is from RefSeq and is a predicted model, not a curated record. Gene Ontology annotation, cellular component: Golgi apparatus; trans-Golgi network; endosome. The coding region runs from base 140 to 1093 and encodes 317 amino acids.